Monascus purpureus is the source of this 1071-nucleotide messenger RNA. NCBI's taxonomy places the organism in Eukaryota, Fungi, Ascomycota, Eurotiomycetes, Eurotiales, Aspergillaceae. The record is from the annotation of a GenBank genome assembly.
AGUUAUAUAUGUUCGAUGUACAUGUCUCCUGCUGCUCUGCAUGAAAGCACCGUAACAAUGUUCCGACAAUAUGAUAUCGCGUCCCCACAGAUCCCCACCGACCCACCGGCUCAUGUGCCGCGGCUGCUAGUCAGUCGCUGCAAACCUUGUUGCACUACGCAGCAGCUUCUUCCCCAAAAUUGGCCCAGCUCACCGUUUUUCCUCCCGCAAGCUUCCUCCUCCCGGAGCAAAUUUCUGCCUCCUUUCGCUCUGGCCUGUGUAUAAUAAUAUACCAUAUUGCUAGCAUUAUAUCAUUACUCGUCAGCCCCUUCUAGCAGUUGUUUUCCAUCCGAACCCUCGUUCUGAUUGAUCGGUUAUCUUUUCCCGCAACCCUCCUCCAUCGCGGCUCACAGUCGUGUGGUUGACUAAGACAGUGUCACGCAUUGGCGCCCGACGACCGCCGUCCGGCUCUCCAUGCCCAAUUUUCGAUGAUGGAUUUCCAGAAGCACAUCCGGAACAAAUCUCUGCCUCGUCCGUCGCCCCUGGGAACUUCGCGCGAUCCAGCACGUCCGGGUCCUCCACCUCGCCCAUACGAACCGUCGCCAUCGUUCCUCGGCGGUCCCCUGUCGAAGCCAUCCUACGAGUUAUCCAGUUAUCAAGACCACGAGAUGCCACGCCCGCAUGGUUAUAGCUUCUCGUCUCCUUACCUUCGCGACAGCGCAUUGUCUCGUUCACCGUACGCGUCUCUCCGCGCCGACGCGACAAAUGGCUACCCCUCACAGUCGGGGAGUCCUGUGCUACUCCAUCGACAUGUCAAUGAUGGGGGAUUGAAGGAUCAUAAUGGUGUGGUUUAUCGCGAUGGUAGGGAUAUCCUUGUCGUUUUUCUCUUCCUUUGUUUUCGUUCCCGUUCCCUUGCAUUCUCCCAUUUGCCUUUUGUUUUUUCUUUUUUUUUUUUUUUUUUUCUUCCUUCUCUUUCUUUAUUGGAUGAAGGUAUAUCCCGUGGCCAUUGGUAAACACAGGGCAAUACCGGGAGGCCAUCUGGCUAUGCGCGUACCUUGCACUGUCACGGUGGAGGAGACCAGCGCAAACGGG